Molecule: messenger RNA, 7392 nt
Organism: Bufo gargarizans (Asiatic toad)
Lineage: Eukaryota; Metazoa; Chordata; Amphibia; Anura; Bufonidae
Gene: NCAM1
Product: neural cell adhesion molecule 1
Exons: 21
Coding region: 295-2949 (884 amino acids)
Biological process (GO): cell adhesion
Cellular component (GO): membrane
Molecular function (GO): protein binding
Source: RefSeq, a predicted model, not a curated record
CUGGUGCUGCGCUCUUUCUCUUGCAUCCAGACACCGAGUUGGAGUUUCUGGCUGGGCGCAUUGAUCAGGUCUGCUUGCUGGGGGUUGUGCUGAGGCUCAGACUGUCACUCAUUCUCUGAUCAGUGCCUGCACACAGCUUACAGAGCAGCUGGCAAUCCACUACAGAAAAAAAAUCCUUGCAAAAUCCUCCAAAUCUGCAGCAAAAAAAAAGCAUCAAGACCCCAUCUUUUUUGUUGUUGUACUAUUGCAUUAUUCCAGCCUUUGCGAGCAGGAAGGUGGGGAUCUUAAACGCCUAUGUUCAUCUUUGGACCCAUUGUAACGAAUAGGAGCAGCAGGAGAGAUUCCUCCGUCUGCAGGUUUACAAUGCUGCGAACUAAGGAUCUCAUCGGGACCUUGUUUUUCCUCGGAGCUGCAGCAGCUCUAGAAGUUACCAUUGUUCCUGAACAAGGAGAAAUAAGCCUAGGGGAAUCCAAAUUCUUCCUAUGCCAAGUCAUUGGUGAAGCAAAAGAGAUCUACUGGGAAUCGCCAUCCGGUGAAAGAUUAGGCAACCAACAGCAGAUCUCGGUAGUGAAGAGUGAUGACUAUUCAUCAACACUUACUAUAUACAACGCCAGCAUUCACGAUGCCGGGACCUACAAAUGCAUUGCCAGCAACCCCGAAGAAGGACGUUCGGAAAGCACUGUUACACUCCAAAUAUAUCAGAAGCUGACCUUUAAGAAUGCACCCACCCCGCAGGAGUUCACAGAAGGGACAGAUGCUGUUAUCAUUUGUGAUGUAUCUAGCUCAAUGCCCUCGGUCAUUAUCUGGAAGCACAAAGGGAAGGACGUGCAGUUCAAGAAGGAUGUCCGCUUUGUAAUGCUGUCCAAUAAUUAUCUCCAAAUCCGGGGCAUUAAGAGAACAGAUGAGGGAACAUAUCGGUGUGAGGCUCGUAUCCUAGCACGUGGAGAGAUAAACUUCAAGGAUAUUAAAGUCGUAGUGAACGUUCCACCAACUGUACGGGCUAGACAAACGACUGUCAAUGCCACCGCCAGCAUGGGAGAGUCAGUGACUAUAAGCUGCGAGGCUGAUGGAUUUCCCGAGCCUGAAAUUAGCUGGACAAAGAGAGGAGAAACUAUAGAGGUUGGAGAUGACAAGUACUCCUUCAGUGAUGACAUGUCAGAGAUGACCAUUCAUGGAAUUGAGAAAGACGACGAGGCCGAAUAUAACUGUAUUGCCGAGAAUAAAGCUGGGGACAGUGAAGCCACCAUUCUUCUCAAGGUCUAUGCAAAACCUAAGAUUACCUAUGUUGAAAAUAAAACUGCCUUGGAGCUGGAUAAUGAGAUCACCCUGACCUGUGAGGCAUCAGGAGAUCCUCUGCCCAGCAUCACUUGGAGAACAGCCACACGUAACAUCAGUGAGGAAGACAAGACCUUGGAUGGACGUAUCGUGGUUCAGGGGCACAUCAGGAUGUCUUCUCUUACCCUGAAGGACAUCCAGUACACUGAUGCCGGAGAAUACUUCUGCGUUGCCAGCAACACCAUCGGCCAGGACACCCGAGCUAUGUACUUUGAAGUACAGUAUGCUCCCAAAAUAAAGGGCCCAUUGGUCAUUUAUACCUGGGAGGGAAAUCCAGUUAACAUUACCUGUGAAGUCCUUGCCUAUCCUACUGCAAGAGUGUCCUGGUUGAGGGAUGGACAACUCCUGCCCAGUUCCAACUCCUCCAACAUCAAGAUCUACAGUAGUCCGUUUGCCAGCAGUCUCGAGAUCAACCCUGACUCUGAAAGUGAUUUUGGAAACUACAAUUGCACUGCAGUCAACAGCGUUGGACAGGAGUCUUCUGAGUUCAUUCUCGUACAAGCAGAAACCCCCUCAUCACCAACAAUCGUUAGGGUGGAGUCUUACUCGAGCACUGCUAUGGUCGAAUUUGAAGAACCAGACUCUACCGGUGGAGUACCCAUCCUCAAGUACAAGGCAGAAUGGAGACCGACAGGAGCAGAGAAAUGGCAGACUUCUAACUUCAGUGCCCGGGAUGAAAGUACAGAGAGUGCAAUCACAAUCGGAGGUCUUAGGCCUGAGACGUCAUAUGUUGUCAAACUGUCAGCUAUCAAUGGCAAAGGCAUUGGAGAGACAUCCCCAUCUUUUGAGUUUGUGACCCAGCCAGUCCAUUUUUCACAUCCACGAACAGUGCCACCGGCAAGCACAACUGAGUAUCCUAAAGGAGAACCAAGUCCUCCAAAGCUGUCCGGCCGCGUUGGAGAAGAUGGAAAUUCAUUUAGAGUUGUCCUCCACAAGCAAGAUGAUGGCGGUUCUCCAAUCCUCCACUAUCUGGUCCGCCACAAAGCUAAAAACUCUGCAGACUGGAAACCUGAAAUGAGGAUCCCAUCAAACAGUGAUCACAUUAUGCUUCACUCACUGGACUGGAAUGCCGAAUACGAGUUGGUGGUUAUAGCUGAGAACCAACGAGGAAAGUCAAAGGCUGCGCUGCUUAACUUCAAGACCACCACAAAGCCCACUGUCAUUCCAGCCACCACAAGCACGAGCUCGGGACUGGGUACAGGAGCCAUUGUGGGCAUUCUCAUCGUGGUCUUUGUUCUCCUGUUGGUGGUUGUGGAUGUAACAUGCUACUUCCUCAACAAAUGUGGUCUGCUGAUGUGCAUUGCAGUCAAUUUCUGUGGGAAGGCUGGCCCAGGUGCCAAAGGCAAAGACAUUGAAGAAGGAAAGGCAGCGUUUUCAAAAGAUGAGUCUAAGGAACCCAUUGUUGAGGUACGAACAGAAGAAGAGAGGACACCAAACCAUGAUGGAAGCAACCAGACAGAACCCAAUGAGACCACUCCGCUAACAGGACCUGAGAAGGCCCCUGUAGAAGAGAACUCUAAGCCCGAGGAAUCAGACAGCAAGAGCACCCCUGCAGAAGUGAAAACAGUUCCUAAUGAAGCCACUCAAACAAAUGCAAGCGAGAGUAAAGCAUGAUUCCUCCUAGGGGGUGCGGGUGUGUUACGUGGGAAGGGGAAAGUGGAUACUAAAAAUAAUGUUUGAAGAGCCUCAUGCUAGCCAUUUACAGAGUGAGGUUCAUACACACAAACACGGCAUCAUUCCUCUCAAAUCUUGGCCUUUGUUGUUAUAAUUAUUAUUUUUUGUUAUAAUUCUAUUUUUUUUCUUUUAAGAAAACCUGUUUGUUUUGUGAGACUGUACAAAAGGUUCAUCUCUUGUGUGCACACUCUUUAUGAAAAAAAAAUCCUGUUGGGAACUUUUCAUAGAGAUUUCCCAAGUAAUGUCCCGAAAUAAAAUUACCAUCCCUGAUUAUUCAUCAUGCGGAAAGGAAAUUGUUUAGACAGUAAACACCAGUGCAUGUAGUUGGGUUAAGUAAGGCCUUUAUCAACCCCGGUUGUCCACAUCAAGGUCCAGCAACCCUUAAGAACCUAGUUCUGUUCUUGAGUAAAUGUAAAAAUUAUUUGUAUGUUUUGCCCUGAACAUUUGGUUUUUUGAGUUGUAGAAGCCGGUUGUACUUGCAUGGCUGGCAUUGAGAAGGUUUACAUGAUGGCUGUUACAUUCUACCACUGUAUAGGAAAAUAAAGUCAGAGAAGAUGGAAAGUAAUCUGUAUGUGUCUUAAAGUCUUUCACCCUCGUAUAUUGACUGGAUGGUUCUAAUAGUACAUGGGUUAAAAGAAAUUGCUUGAUGGCUUAAUUGUGUGUGGCUAAUUCCUUGUAUCGUUUCUUCAGGGAUGACAGAAAGAUGUUCCCCAUAUUGUUUCUAUCUUCAUUAUUUGAGCUUUAUCCAAUAGAAAGCAUCAAUGCCUUACACUUGGUUAUAUGAAGUGAAGGUAGGCAGGCACCUUCUAAAAAGUUGUAAGAAUGGAUUCAUGUCUGGCACAUUGGCAAAGUAUGUGAGGCAUCGUGAAUUAGGUGCAUCAUGUGGCUACGCUCUGGCUAGUCAUGGAAUAAAGGGGCUAUUAAUAAAAUGUACAUAGAAUGGAUGGCAUGAACAUGACAGACCCUAGUCUGGUGCCUGUUUCGGUUUUCUGUCAAGCCAGUUGAAGAAAAGGUAAACAAGUCAUAGGAAAAAGGUAGAAAUCUUUACUUCUUACUUUGAAGACCAGUGAUGAUGAUGUUAACCACAGUUGAGUAAUCAAGAGUUGCAAUGUGCAGAAUAGACUAUGGACAGUGUCUGUUGCUUGGUCAUAGGGCCCAAACAAUGUACGGUAAUCCAAUCUAUUAUCUUCUGUGUAUGGUCUUACCUCUGAAAGGAAGACCUCGAAUCCAGCAUCAUCUUGCCAAUCUAUGCUCCUCAUAUAUCUGUAAGGUCUGAUUUUGUCUUUUAACUGAUGUACAGUAUGUCAAAUGUUGGGGUUGAAAUAUGUUAUUGCAUCAGUACAUCCCAGUAACAAUAUAUCUCACAUGCAAUGUGUUUGUGUAUACAUGCUAGCACCAAUAUUGUUGGUGUAUUAGAUACGACUGCUUCAAAAUGUGCUUUCUCCAUAUAAACAUAUACUAUAGCAAUCUAGUGGCUCCAUGGGAUAUUUCUAAAGCAGUAUUUAAAGACAUCAUCAGAAGGAGGCAGUCAUUGUGCUUUUUGCCUGAAACAACGUCCAUGAAAUUGAAGGAUCAAAUUGUACCAACAAGGCAGGAAGUGGAGAAAAGUAACACAUACAAGAUGCCCCGUACAUCAAUGACAUUAUUGGCUCCGUACUAUUUCUUCUAAAAUGUAAAACAGGUACCUUCUUGCCAAAAAAAACUCAUUUCACCCAUAAGUCUACUGAGCAUUGGUUUUCAUGAGAAUCUAGAAAUCUAGCCAGAUUAGCCGAUAGAAACAUCUCUGUGCUUUCUAAAUUUUAAGUAAAAAGUCCUAGUUUAACUUAUAUUUGAGGCCUUCUACAUGAAAUGCCGCCUACUUCACAACAGCAAUUGAAGUCCAUAAGAUACUCUAUUCCAUUAACGGAAAAAAAAAGUUCCAAGUUGGGUUCCAAACAAUUGGUUCCAAGUUGGGUUCCAGACAAUUGGGUUGUCGUGGUGUCAAUCUUUUGUUAAUGCAGAUCCUUAUGAAGAUUUGUAUCAGUCAAAAUAAAUGCUGUUCAAGUGGUUUAGUUGUCUAAAAGGCUUCUCCGGCCAGACCGGAGGUUGUUUAAUGCAAUUGACACUGAAAGUGCUGCUCCAAUGUCCGCUUCCAGGGUCAGGCCUGCUGCACUUCUGGACUGGUUCUGACACGGUACAGCAGGUCUCCCUCUCUGUGUACAUGAUAUGCUUGAAGGGGUUGGCUGUGUUGCUCAGUGGAAUAGGUAAGUCAAUCUCUGCAUGCACUGUAAUGGAGAAGGGGGCAGGCUUAGCAAUUGCACUUAGCCACACAGCCCCUUCAAACCUAUAACUAGAGUCAUAUACCGACACAGAGUCGGGGAAAGCUCCAUUUUGUGUGUCUGAACCACUUUCAAUGUUUAGUGCAUUAAAACUAUUUUUAUCUGGCCAGAUAAUCCCUUUAACCAUAGAGGUAAAGACAUUUUGUCCGCUUAGUUGAAACUUAUAGGAAUGAUACUUAUAACUUGGGAGUAAGUGACAUAUUUUGGGCAUCUUGAACCUUGAAAAUGUAAGUAGUUGUUGGGAACUGUUUUUGAUGACUCCAUUAUAUUAAUCCACUAGGUCAGUGAAAGACAAGGAUUUGACAUGUGUUACAGUACUUUUGAACAUAUAUGAUGUAUGGGCAGAAAAAUACAAAAAAAAAUUGUUUUGGAUUCAUCACUUAUAUUUCCUAUAUCACAAUUUAGAUGGCAGUGCUCAUCAGCCUCUUCUCUUGGAGUGAUGGUAUUCUGUUUCUGUAUAUGAUCAGCCAUUGUAUCCAGAUUUUAGAAAGUUCUACAACGGUCAGAAAUUACAUUUCUCUAUGCUUAGGAUGGAGUCACUUGCACACAUUGGCAGUCAAUCAAAAUUCACUGUACAAAAAAGACCAUUAAGGCACAACAUCAUUGAUAGACAAGUCCAUAUAUCAGGGAUCUGCAACCUUCGGAACUCCAGCUGUGGUGAAACUACAGCUCCCAGUAUGCACACCUCCUUGGCUGUUUUCAGAACUCCCAAAGGAGUGAAUGAAGCAUGCUGGGAGUCGUAGUUUCACCACAGCUGGAAUGCCGGAGGUUGCUGAUCCCUGCCUUAUAUAGUACUUUCAUUGAUGUUUGGCCUUUGGUAGACUAGUCUCAAAAAACUAAUUUAGGUUCCUAGCAUUUUCACCAUUACUUGAUGUGGGUAUUGGUUCCAUUGUAAUUACACCCAACGUUCAUUUCAAUUUAUCAGGAGUUGGCUUGCAGAGAUUUAGCUAUUCUGUGAAUGUGAACCCUGUGGUCACACUUUUUCUCCAUCUCAGCAUUGCACAGGAUCAUUUUGGGAUUUGUGUAUUUUCUGUUUUCUUAUGUAGGAUGCCAAAUGUAUAUUUUUGCUUUUAUGUUAUAUUUCAAUUUGCAGUAUUGACAUGCACAUUUUGUUAGAUGAUCUUUUAUAUUUUGUUCUCCAUGUUUACAUUUUAUUGUUUUUCUCAUCCUUUUACAUUUCAACAUUUGUUUUUUCUUGAGGGUUUGUGUAACUGCAUUUUUUAAAUAGACAUGGUAUAUAUAAAUAUAUAUAUAUUAGAUUAUUAGCAUGCGUGCUUUGCAAUGAGUUGUAUCGAGGGGAAAAUGGAUGUUUACAAUAGACUUGGUCCUGUUUCAUUUAACUAAUGAAAAGUCUAAAUUACCACACAGCUCAACAAUUAUUCAGUACAAUUAUUCCACUUUUAAGUCCAGAUAAUUGUAUCAUAUAUUAACGAAUGAAAAGCAAAGGGGAUCCCUAAGUCUCUAGCUCAGGUUAUCCCUGUUAUCCCAUGCACCGGCUUCCUCUUCUCUUUAGAUUUCUUUCGGAAAUGAAGGAAGGGGAGCAUUGGACCCAAACAAGACCUGGGCCCUAAUGUCCUGGAUUGAAGCGGCAUGUUCUUAGAGAAGGGUCCCACUUGCCUUUGUAUGUCCUUGUAUGCCCCAUUCUUCUCUUUAGAGGAGUCUGCUGGCUGACAUUAGCUAAUUUGCAUACAUUUCUCCCAUGGAGCAUUGAAAUUAGUCUCCAAACUGAAAACGAGUGCCCCUGGCCAAACAGAACGUGGGGUGUGGUGCAGUUACUCUCCAUACAUCAAGACAUCGGUUUGUAAUGGCUAGCAUAUAAACAGUAUGCUGUACAAGUAACAGCAUAUGCAACCAAUGUAAGGCUACUUUCACACUAGCAUUUUUUGCUGGAUUCAGCAAAAACGCUUCAGUAACUUAUAAUGCAACCAUCUGCAUCUGUUAUGAAUGGAGCCGGUUGUAUUCAUGAUCUCCAUUAAAAGUGAAUGGGGGACGGAUCUGUUUUCGAUUGUGUCAGAGAAAACGUCUUGCUUCGCAUCCCAGGACAGAAGGCAAACCGCAGCAUGCU